Messenger RNA from Necator americanus (New World hookworm), 402 nucleotides. RefSeq lists its product as uncharacterized. Gene Ontology annotation, cellular component: nuclear pore central transport channel. The transcript has 3 exons. Gene Ontology annotation, biological process: protein import into nucleus. The coding region runs from base 1 to 402 and encodes 133 amino acids. Gene Ontology annotation, molecular function: nuclear import signal receptor activity. Lineage: Eukaryota; Metazoa; Nematoda; Chromadorea; Rhabditida; Ancylostomatidae. The record is from RefSeq and is a predicted model, not a curated record.
AUGAGUUUCAACCCGGACUACGAGAAUAUCGCGACAGCUUUUGUACAACACUACUAUUCGAAGUUCGACCAAGGGGAUGGUAUGGCUCGCGCGCAAGGCCUUGGCGAUCUUUACGACCCUGAAAAUUCGUACAUGAGUUUCGAAGGUGUUCAAUGCAAAGGACGUGACACAAUCUUAGCAAAGUUCUCUAGUUUGACUUUCAAGCAAAUCCAGCGUGCCAUAACAAAGUGUGACUCACAGCCGCUCUACGAUGGAUCAAUUCUCGUCAUGGUCCUAGGUCAGCUGAAGACUGAUGACGAUCCGAUCAAUCCAUUCUCUCAAAUCUUCAUCCUCCGACCAAACACUACUGGAUCAUUUUUCAUUGGAAACGAAAUUUUCCGCCUUGAUCUGCAUAACAAUUGA